CGGCCCCAGUCGGUGCAGAAGCAAAGAGAGACGGCGGCUAUUAGGCUGUGUCCCUCCGCCUCCCGCAGCCCCUACCGCAGCCUGAGCCCGUUACAGGACCCUCACUAUCUGCUUGUUGCGGCCGUGAUCUUUCCAUUUGCCCCCAGGGACAGGCUGGAUGUGAAUUGCAGUUCCUUAGGUCUGCCGGUGAGACUUUCUCAUCCAAACCUCGAUCACGUAGGAUUGCGCAGACAAGGAAGGCUAGGAGAGCCGGGAGGAAUGAGAGGGAAAGCUGCAAACCUAUAUUAGCGUCACCUCCUUGCCUACCUAUGUCCGUAUGAGCGCCCAUGGGGGUGUGAUACAGUAUCCGACCCUCCCCGCCGGCAGCCUGUUGGGUAACAAUGCGCCUCCUCAUUCUGCUGGGGCUUUCCCCCCUACCGACUCGCCUGGCUCCUAUACUCUGUCACUCCUAGAGGAAUGCUGAUUCCAGGGUUCCCUAAUGGAUCUUCGUGCUCCCCAGGAGGGGGGGCCAUGGCAGUGCUAAGGUGGCGGAUCUAAUACAAGCUGGUACGUUGCAGCUUUAGGGGGGGGAGUCCUGUGGAUGUAAUUUCAUGUUGAAGUUAAAUCGGUGCAGUCUGACUGGGAUCUACUCUAAUAGCUCAUUGUCACCCUCCCCAUCACCAAGUUGUGGGUGACUGGGGCUCUUGUGUUCUGCCUGCUAUGGUUGUGAGGCCGGAGCCUUGCGUGGGACCAUGGACCCCGGGUGGCAUAUGGUGACUGCUGCCCGCUGAUCCCGGACAUGUUGCUCCCUGCUUGGGACCUAUAGGAGCCGGAUGCACCAUGUCAGCAUUGGAGCGGUGCCUCAGCCCGCCGCCCUGUUUGGUGUGUAACUGGAGAUUCAGGGGGAGCCAACCGUGACCUGUUUAUGGGCUUUGGCAGGGGGGGAGCUGCGGGGCUGAGUGAUUGCCCCUGUUGGGAUCUCCCGCACCGACCUGUCUCUGGGCACUAGUAGGGGGCUGGGUGCUUCCCGCCCCAUCAGCUUCUGCCUGGGAUCUCCUGCACCGACCUGUUGGGGCUCAAGUGCCUGCACCGUUCCCCCCGGUGUGACAGACAAGCUAAUAGCCGUGGGACGUUGUUUGAUUGGACACAUGACAGCUGUACAGCUGUGGGAAACUCCAGAGCCGGGGAAAUGGCGAGCAGCCCGGGAUUGUUAGCGGUGUAGGCUGCAUUUCUUGGGAGGAAUCACUUGUCUCGUUUUUUUCAGUCAUUAACUGCUUCAUAAAUUGCUCAUUACUAACCCCCCUGAAUUACUGCCCCGGAGGGGUGCACCCAAAGUCACCAUCGGAUCCCCUGGACUUUAGGCAGGGGGGCUGGGGAGGUGCCAGUGGGAGUCAUGGCUGCGGCAAUUGCGAGCUCGCUGAUCCGACAAAAGAGACAGGCGAGGGAGUCCAACAGCGACAGGGUCUGUACGUCCAAACGGCGGACCAGUCCGAGCAAAGACGGGCGCUCCCUGUGUGAGAGGCAUGUGCUGGGGGUGUUCAGUAAAGUGAGGUUCUGCAGCGGGAGGAAGAGGCCGGUGAGGAGAAAACCAGAACCCCAGCUGAAAGGAAUUGUGACAAGGUUAUUCAGCCAGCAGGGAUACUUCCUGCAGAUGCACCCAGAUGGCACUAUUGAUGGAACAAAGGACGAAAACAGUGACUACACCCUUUUUAAUCUAAUCCCUGUGGGUCUCCGUGUGGUGGCAAUACAAGGAGUGAAGGCUGGACUCUAUGUGGCGAUGAAUGGCGAAGGUUUUCUCUUCAGCUCAGAUAUUUUUACCCCAGAGUGCAAAUUUAAGGAGUCUGUGUUUGAGAAUUACUACGUCAUCUAUUCUUCUACACUGUAUCGGCAGCAGGAAUCUGGCCGUCAGUGGUUCCUUGGGCUCAGUAAAGAAGGUCAGAUUAUGAAAGGAAAUCGUGUGAAAAAGACCAAACCAGCAUCACAUUUUGUACCAAAACCUAUAGAAGUAUGCAUGUACAGAGAGCCAUCAUUGCAUGAAAUUGGAGAGAAGCAACAACGUUCAAGAAAAAGUUCAGGGACACCAACCAUGAAUGGUGGCAAAGUUGUUAACCAAGAAUCAACAUAGCUAAUAUCUAGCUCUGGCCACACAGUGAAGACACUGGAAAAUCAGAAAAUUACAUGUAUAAACUGACAAGACAGGUUCUGUUGACCACAUUUUUUGAACUCCAAUCUUUUCUUCUUUGGAUAGGACAAAGGAAUGGAAAUAAUAUUGCCUGUGCAAAUUUUAAACCAAACAGAUAAAAAAAAAAAAAAAAUUCAAGAAAAUUUAUUGAAUCCGGACGCCAUUUACAUUUUAUGCAAAAUUUGCUUUGUGAUCGAAUAAGUUCCCAUCUCUGCAUUAAAACAAAAACAAAACAAUAAAGAUGUUACCUUUAAAAGAAAAAUAAAUGUGCCGGAGAUAUAAAUGUUUAUAAACAGCAGGCUGAGAAACAGACUAUUGAGACAUAUUCUUUAGUUAAAUAUUUGUGUCAGUGAAGCAUUUAUUUUCCUUUCCCCCCCAAGACAAAGUGAUUUGUAGGAUAUUUAUGUUAGAAUGAGGUAUGCUUUAUUCUUUGAAUACAUUUAUGGAUAUCAGAGUGUGAGUUUAGCAAUCUAAAUAAGCACAAGGAGUAGGCCACCAUGUACACUAAACAAAGGAUGCAAGUGUUAGCCGUGUGGCUGCUAUAGUUUGCUUUGGAAAGCAGCUUCCACAUAUAACUCACUUCCAGAAGCAAAGGGGCAAGCCAAGGCAUUGGCCAUGUUUAGAACAUUCUGGCUGGUAGACCUUGUUACUUUUCUGUACCUCAUGAGAGUGUGUCCUUAGUGUGAGGAUGUAAAAAUAUACUGCAGAUGGGAGGCUAUUUAAUAAGCUAUUAAGCAGACCAUUUAAUAAGUUAUACAAUUAUAUUAGAUACUGUAUAUGUGAGUAAACAGACAUCAUUCAGAUUAAGUUGUAAAGUAUACAGAGCAAAAGGUUCUAUUACUGGAUGUUGAACCGGGGGCAAUCAGUUUAAGAUAUAAGGCAAGGACUCCAACAAAGUAAUCUUUUUUACAUGGUACAGAAGGUGUAUUGUAUGGGGGGCAUCUGCCUACCUUACUCGGGUAAAGUCUACAAGCAGCAUUACAACAAUAUUUCUGAAAAUGUGAUUAGUCGUUCUGCUUGUUGAUUCAGCUGUGGAAGGAAGGCUACAUCCCUGUGAAAAGUUGUUAUUCACUUGUUGCACCAUGUAAUAAACGCUUACGCUUUGAGUGCUUACCUUGUAUCUUGGCCCAAGUUUUUACACCGUGGAAUUGUGGAACAACCAUGUUUCAUAUGAGACCCUUUAGCAAGUAAUAAGAGAGGACAUUAUUUACAUUAUUUGUUCUGAAUCUGUGGAACUUUAUAAACUACAACUGCCAGGAUUCAGAUGUGCAGGUUUGACUUAGUAUACAUGGAGGGUCUGUGCUUAAUCAUAUACAAUUAUUCCUUUAAUGUGUGUUUUAUUGCAAUUAGCUGUAUGGCCUGCCCUUUUCUGUAGCAGAGGCUUGUUCCUCAGCUAACACUAGGGACUCACUCUCUUUUCCACUGUGUAUCUAUUUGCUUUACAAUUACAGCAGUUGAAUAUUUGCUCUUCCUCUGACUUUCAUCAUCAUUUUUUAUGGCACAGAGACUAAGCAGACAAAGGGGCUAUAUCUCUAUAUUUACACAAAAACCACAUACAUAGAAUGGGAGAUAUUCCAUUGCUGGCAUUUCUUCUACUUAAUCACGCUGCAUUGCUGGGAAGUAAAUAAAGAUUUAUUAUAUUUUUUACUUUAUUUAACUACUUGGUAUCAUUAGACAAUUUUAAGAAAAAUGCAUUUUCUUACGCACUGGUGACUUAAUGAGAUUUAGAUAAAGUACAUGGAUAACCACUGGAUUUUCUAUUCUGUUACCUCCUUUCCAAGCUGAUACUGAUAGGCAUCAGUUGUACAGAGGACCUACCGUCUAGUGGUCCAUAGAGAAGUAGAGCAGAUAUUAAAAUAUAUUUUUCAUAGUUCUUUUUGCAAUGUCCUUUUAUUAUAAUGAUUGCCUGGGAGAUCACCAGAAACAUUCUGGCGGGCAUAUGCUCUAUGCAUCUAUUUUCAUGCAGUUUCUAAGGGGAAUUGGCUUUGCUGAUCUUUAGUGGAGCUGCAAUAAGAUAAGUUCUACAUGACCAAGCUACAUGUGUGGUAGCGUCAUGGCCAAAAUUUGGUUCUUGUUUCUGUUUCUACUAACAAUAAAAAGCCAUUAUAGCGCCCCAAAAUUUAAAAUACAUAGGCAGUCAUUAUUGAUUUCUAACUGUCAUGACAUGUUGAGAUCUCACAAAAGUGCAGUUCCACUAUAAUACAAUGUGCCUUUCUACUUAAUAUAAUGGAGGAAAGUGAAUAUAGUAGUGGUUGUGCAUAACUGGUCCACACCCAACUGUAGUAGUUGUCACAGAGUGCAUUUUAAUAUAUUUUUACAAUGACAAAACAAUAGAUUUCUUAGCUUAAAGUUGAGCUUAGAGUCACAUUGCAUUGAUACAGCAUGAAUCACAAACACUGCAGAUCCCUUUAAUAAGGGACUCAUUCUAAAGGACUCAUUCCCCAGUUUAUUUUGCACAUGAAAAAAUGAAAUGUUUCAAAGAUAUAUAUAUAAAUAUAUAUAAGUGGAAAAGGCAGCAUUUAAAAUGACGUUUUGUUAUUUACAAAUUCAUAAAUCUGCAAUGACCAAUACCAGAUAGUGUAAUGCUUGAUUUAGGUGUUUGAAAUUGAAAUAUUAUAUUAUCACUGAUUGAAAAACAUAUUACUGAUAUACUUUUUUUUUCCUUUCAAACAGAAUUUUUGUGAUUUAUAAAAAAAAAUACAUUCUUUUUAAUUGCCGCUUGUUAAAUGAAUAAUAAAAUAAAUAUUUAAUGUGCUCAAAAAAUAAAUAAAUACAAAAGAAAAGAUGUACUCUUAAAUAAAACAGGUGUAAAAAUUCUAAA
Xenopus tropicalis (tropical clawed frog) is the source of this 4982-nucleotide messenger RNA. It is a transcript of the gene fgf12, whose product is annotated as fibroblast growth factor 12. Gene Ontology annotation, biological process: signal transduction. The record is from RefSeq and is a predicted model, not a curated record. Bases 1373 to 2104 code for a protein of 243 amino acids. The transcript has 5 exons. Gene Ontology annotation, molecular function: growth factor activity. Lineage: Eukaryota; Metazoa; Chordata; Amphibia; Anura; Pipidae.